This is a messenger RNA of Penaeus vannamei (Pacific white shrimp), 2497 nucleotides long. The record is from RefSeq and is a predicted model, not a curated record. Lineage: Eukaryota; Metazoa; Arthropoda; Malacostraca; Decapoda; Penaeidae.
GCGGAAGACCAAGUCGGGAGCUGUCCCCUCCGACGGCGAGGAGGGCACGCCCUACGCAGGCUCGCGCCCUCUCAACUGGACGGACGUCGUCAAUGGCACACUGCUUGAGCUCCUCGAUGGCGCCGGGGACUUGCGCGACCUGGAUCUGCAGUGUCUCCUGGCGAACGCCUCCUGCUGCGUGGGGAACGGCUCCUCGCCCGCUGCUUGCAAUUCCACCGCAGACCCUCUGCCGAUCCCGCCGCCCUUCAGCCUUCCCUCCACCAUCUUCAUCGGCGUUUGUUUAUCGCUGUGCAUCAUCAUCACUGUCUUCGGCAACAUCCUGGUGCUGCUGGCCUUCAUCUGCGAGCGCGCCAUCCGCCAGCCCUCCAACUACUUCCUGGCGUCGCUCGCCAUCACGGACCUCCUGAUCGGCAGCGUAUCGAUGCCCUUCUACACCGUGUACGUCCUGAUCGGUUACUGGGACCUCGGGCCCAUCUUAUGCGACCUGUGGCUCUCCGUCGACUACACGGUGUGCCUCGUGUCGCAGUUCACCGUCCUGCUCAUCACAAUUGACCGCUUCUGCUCCGUCAAGAUCGCGGCCAAGUACCGUUCGUGGCGCACCAAGAACCGCGUCAUCAUCAUGAUCGUCGUCACGUGGAUCGUGCCCGCGCUGCUCUUCUUCGUCAGCAUCUUCGGCUGGGAGCACUUCAUCGGCUACCGCGACCUCGGUCCCGGCGAGUGCAUGGUGCAGUUCCUCAAGAACCCGGUGUUCAACACAUCUCUCAUCGUGGCCUACUACUGGAUCCCGCUCGGGGUCCUGUUCGUGCUCUAUGCCGGGAUCUACCAGACGGCCUACGAGAUGUCCAAGAGGUCUCGCGAGAAGAAGAAGCAGGCGCAGGCCUUGAUGAACCUCAACGCCAACGGAGGCGGAGGUGGAGGUGGAGGAGGCAGCCUAACAAUGUCCAAGACGCAGAGCACACUCCUCAGCCAAGACAAGCCGAAGGAGGCGCUCGUGAAGCCGCCGCAGCUCGCCUCAACGGCCACCACAGAGACCACCAGCUUCAUGGAGAUGAAGAAGGACCCCGAGAAGGAGCAGGAGAAGUCCAGCAGUGGCAUCGAGAGCGAGGACGAGAAAAGGGACAGCAGCUCCAGCCUGCCCAAGAUUGAGCCUCCGCCUCUGCCAGCCAACAAGAGGUCCCCGCCGCCAGAGGCGCUGAAGAAGAUCCCCGAGCAGAGCCUCCUGGACGCCGACAACUGCGACCCGCUGCUAGCGCUGCCCGUCAUCCACCCUGUCCCCGCAGACUCCGUGGCCGCCAUCCUGGGCUCCGGCCAGAACUCGGGCGUCCCUAGCGCUUUGUCCUCCCCCUUGGCCGACAUCCCGAUAGUGCCCCCUCCCCCGUCGUCCUCCACGCCCUUCCAGCCCGGCCUCAACCCCCUGGCCGCGUCCACGCCCCUGACGCCUACCACCGCAGCCGCCAUCGAGGCCAUCGCUCCGCCGGCAGCCUUCGCCGACAACCCGCUCUCGCCUCAGAGACCCACCACGUUGGACAUUAAGCCCACCACGCCCACCCUCAGCACCUACGACUGCGUAGUGUCCAUGGACACCAGCGACCUGCGAUUCAUGGACGAGAGUUCGGUGGUCGUACCGUCGCCCGUUGUAGAGAGCCCUCCGUCGUCCUCCUGGACGCACCACGACGCCACGGCGUCCCCAGAGGAUUCGUCCCGCCGAUUGGAUGCGCCCACGGCCGCCCCGUCCCCGUCGGCGACCCUCACGCCCACGCCUGUCCCCUCUAACAACGGCAACGGGUCACUCCGAAAUGGCCUGGACUCCUCCAAUGCCUCGACGCCAAAGCCUGCUUCGCCGCCCUUAAAGAACACUUUAGGCUCGAGCCCGCCCCUCCCGCCUCCGCCCACGCCGGUCAAAGAGGCUGCCAAGCCGGCCGUGGCGGCGAAGAAGGUCCCGACCCCGCCCCUGAGGGACCCCACGACCGCCAUCACCCUGGCGCCGUCCGCCUUGCCCCCGCAGAUAGCGGUGGUGCCGGCGAAGGCUCAGGGCAACAGCGCGCCCGCCAAGCCCGCCAACGGGGGCCCCGUGAGCGCCUCCUGCAGCAGCCCCUUCAAGACGCCCAGAGGCCACAGCGCCGAUGCUGAAGGCUGCCAGGACGAGGACAAGGCCCAGAAUAAGAAGGCCGUGCUGAAGAACCUCGGCAAGAAGAUCCGCUUCAAGAAGAAGAAGAAGGAACAGGAGGAGAAGAAGUCCAAGUCGCAGAACCGCGCCAACAAAGCCCUCAAGACGAUCUCGGUGAUCAUGGGCGCCUUCGUGGCCUGCUGGACGCCCUACCACAUCAUCGCCAUCAUGGAGUCCGUCUGCCUGUGCACCAACGCCCACGUGUACAUGUUCUUCUACUUCCUGUGCUACGCCAACAGCCCCAUCAACCCGUUCUGCUACGCCUUGGCUAACCAGCAGUUCAAGAAGACGUUCACGAGACUUCUGAAGGGAGACUUCCACAUCACUUAA